Cryptococcus amylolentus CBS 6039 is the source of this 1206-nucleotide messenger RNA. RefSeq lists its product as hypothetical. NCBI's taxonomy places the organism in Eukaryota, Fungi, Basidiomycota, Tremellomycetes, Tremellales, Cryptococcaceae. The coding region runs from base 1 to 1206 and encodes 401 amino acids. The record is from RefSeq and is a predicted model, not a curated record. The transcript has a single exon.
AUGUCCAGCACUCCAAACGGCCAUACCAAGCCAGUGCUUUUAGCCACUACAAUCUUGCUCGAGGGCAGUCUUCCCUCUAUGAGUAGCACCAUCGGCACAGCCGAUUGCAAACGAACGGAUGGGUUAUCUUGGCGCAAACGGGUGGACCCACCUCUUAUCCAAUACCGCGCCUUCAGCAGCAUCUCUUGCCCCGACGAAGAAGAAGGAAGAAAGAUUGAUGAUAUGAUGGCUGCAUAUAUGGAUACUGUUUCCCGGGAGUGGGCACAGCGGCAAGCUGAGUCCGCAGAUCCAUCCACUGUACCACAUUGGGAAGACCCAGUGGCAAGGUUUCAAGAAUACACUCAACUCGCUCUUCUACACAAGACUGACCAGCUCUCUGAGUGCAUGAGCGACGUCUAUGCCGCAGGGGGCGAAUGGCCAUUCACUUAUCGCGUUUACUCUAGCGUGAAUGACUUUUUGGAUGCCGGGGGUGAGCUCUUUCAUCCGAAUCACCAGCCCUUGGAUACUUCUGAGUAUGCAGAUAGACUAGAGCGUGCUGUGACGAGUGCCAGGGGUGUGGAUGAGCUAGAAUCUGCGUCUUCAGACACCAUCAAGCUGACCUUUACUACCGACGUCAGUAAGCCCACGAGGUUGGAGAGAAAUCGUCUUCGUAUAGCAGCAAGCGAGGAAUCUGGAAAUGAGAAGCUGGUAGAGUCGUGGAGGGUGUUGCUUCCCGAAGUAGGAAUCGUAAGCCGGAUCACGGAAGAUUCUCCUGACUGGAUCAAGAAGAGUAAAAGCGCGCAUGAGUCCUUCAACCAGUCUAUCAUUGAGGCAAUUGGAGAUUCAUUUGACCCAGGGAGCACCGUCCAGCUGGGGCCGCAAACGACCUCGGGAGAGUUUGUCACAAGAACCGGGCGCCUCGAACAUCGCCUUUUCAAGCAGGCAGCGUACAUUGCAGCCGAUCAAGUGUCUUCGACCCACAGCGAGAGGCGUGCAACAGAUGAUAGCGAAGAGGCUGAAGGACAUCCGGUGAAAGCUGCUUGGCUCGAACAAUCCAUGUUUGAUGUUGUCAAUGAAAAGCCCGCAAAAGAGAGACUAUUCUACUCUCAACGGCUUUCGAAGUAUGAGAACUCUAUUGAAGACGGUCUCUUGAAGCUGCGGGACGAAGGCGAAGGGGGAGGCGACGGAUUCGAAUCUGGAACGAGGGAAUGGGGCGACUGGGCGUAG